This is a messenger RNA of Carassius auratus (goldfish), 3030 nucleotides long. Its product is annotated as zinc finger protein 271-like. The record is from RefSeq and is a predicted model, not a curated record. Gene Ontology annotation, cellular component: nucleoplasm. Gene Ontology annotation, molecular function: DNA-binding transcription repressor activity, RNA polymerase II-specific; RNA polymerase II cis-regulatory region sequence-specific DNA binding. The coding region runs from base 1 to 2364 and encodes 787 amino acids. Gene Ontology annotation, biological process: regulation of cytokine production; regulation of immune system process; negative regulation of transcription by RNA polymerase II. NCBI's taxonomy places the organism in Eukaryota, Metazoa, Chordata, Actinopteri, Cypriniformes, Cyprinidae. The transcript is spliced from 10 exons.
AUGCAUAUGAUGAAGUGCAGCAGCUGGAGUCUGUGUCAUACUGUGGUAAAGAUGGAGUUUAUUAAAGAGGAGAUUGAAGACAUGAGUGAUCCAGAACCAUCCAGAAUAAAACAAGAAGAUACUGAGGAACAAACAGGCUGGACAGAAGUAAAACAGCAAAGGCGAGAGGUGAAUGAAGUGAAGGAGGAACACUGUAAAAUCAAAACUUCACGAAAAAAAGCCAAACAGCUGCACACCUGCACAAGGUGUGAAAAGAGUUUCAAACACAAAGAAUACCUUAAGAAACACAUGAGAGUCCACACUGGAGAGAAACCAUUCACAUGCCCUCAGUACGACAAGCUUCAUGUGUGUACGUUCUGUGGAAAGAGUUUUUCAUGGCUGAGCAGUUACAAACAUCAUCAGAAAACACAUAAUGAAGUGAGAGAUCACGUGUGUUGUGAGUGUGGGAAGAGCUUUAUCACAGCUGGGGGUUUGAAACGGCAUCAAAGAGUUCACACUGGAGAAAAACCUCACAAGUGCUUGUAUUGUGACAAGAGUUUUGCUCAGUCUGGAAACCUGAAAGUACAUGAAUUAAUACAUUCUGGAGAGAAGCCAUACUACUGUAUUCAGUGUGGAAAGGGUUUUACUGCAGCGUUAAGUCUCAGUUAUCAUCUGCUCAUUCACUCUGGAGAAAAGCCUUUUAACUGUGAUCAGUGUGGUAAAACUUUUAUUACAUCAUCAAGUCUUAAAAAACACCUGACAGUGCAUUCAGAUGAGAAGCCUCAUGUGUGUUCUUACUGUGGAAAGAGUUUUUCACAACUGAAGCACUGUAAACAGCAUCAGAAGACACACAGUGGAGUGAAAGAUCAUGUGUGUUGUGAGUGUGGGAAGAGCUUUACUAGAGCUGAUAAUCUGAAACAGCACCAAAGGAUUCACACUGGAGAAAAACCUUACAAGUGCUCAUACUGUGACAAGAGUUUCACUGUGUCUGGAAAUUUGAAAGUACACGAGCGAGUUCAUACUUGCGUUCGGAUUAUAUGUUUAUUCAAUCAAUGCAUAGUAAUGUUAACGCUGUUACCUGUUAUUCCAAACACUGCUUUUGAGUUUAUUAAAGAGGAGAUUGACGACAUGAGGGAUCCAGAACCAUCCAGAACAAAACGUGAGGAUAUUGACGAACAAACAGACUUGGCUGAAGUAAAAUGGUUAAGAGUGAAGCUGAAAGAAGAGGAGGAGGAACACUGUCAAAUAAAAAAAUCUAGAAAAAAAGCCAAUCUGCUGCAAUCCUGCACACAGUGUGGAAAGAGUUUCAGAAAAAAACAAUACCUUAAGAAGCACAUGAGAAUCCACUCUGGAGAGAAACCUUUUAACUGUGAUCAGUGUGAUAAAAAUUUCAUUUCAUCGUCAAAUUUAAAACAACACCAGAGAGUUCAUUCAGGCGAGAAGCCUUACAUGUGUACUUUCUGUGGAAAGAGUUUUUCACGGCUGGGAAGUUGUAAACUGCACCAGAAAGCACAUAAUGUAGUGAGAGAUCAUGUGUGCUUUGAGUGUGGGAAGAGCUUUACUACAACUGGAGAUUUGACAAAACACCAAAUAAUUCACACUGGGGAAAAACCUCACAAGUGCUCGUAUUGUUCCAAGAGUUUCACUCAGUUUGGAAACCUGAAAAGGCACGAGCGAGUUCACACUGGAGAGAAGCCAAACCAAUGUACUCUGUGCGGAGAGAGUUUCACAGAUGCAUCAGUUCUGAAAAAUCAUCUUCUCGUUCACUCUGGUGAAAAGCCAUUUAGCUGUGAUCGGUGUGGUAAAGGCUUUAUAAGAUCAUCACAUCUAAAAAGUCACCUGACCGUUCAUUCACAGGAGAAACUUUAUGUGUGUUCUUUCUGUGGAAAGAGUUUUACUACAGCCAGCAAUCUGAACCGUCACCAAAAAAUUCAUACUGGAGAAAGACCUUACAAGUGCUCAUACUGUGACAAGAGUUUCACUCGGUCUGGAGUCCUGAAAAGACACGAGCGAGUUCAUAAGAGGAGAGAGCUUCACUCAGUCAUCAGCUCUGAUGGCAGCAAUGCACUUAAAGAUGCAAAGGAACAAAUGGAGCAUGCGCAGAAUAGUUGCUGGAUAUUUUUAAUAAAGCUUUUUAAUAAAGUUGCCAUUGUCUGUGGGUCUCAGUAUCAGACAAAGAUGGAGUUUAUUAAAGAGGAGAUUGAAGACAUGAGUUAUCCAGAACCAUCUAGAAUAAAAGAAGAUGCUGAGGAACAAACAAACUCGACUGAAGUAAAACAGCAAAGAAUGAAGCUGAAAGAAGAGGAGGUGUGUUGUAAAAUCAAAAUGUUGUCUAAAAAAAGCCAAGCAGCUGCACACAUGCCCUCAGUGUGGAAAGAGUUUUAAUGCAGCGAUAGAUCUUGCUUAUCAUCUACACAUUCACACUGGAGAAAAACCUCACAAGUGUUCAUACUGUGACAAGACUUGCGCUGUGGCUGGAAAUUUGAAAGUACACGAGUGAGUUCACACUCGAGAGAAAAAUAAUCGAUGUACUCAGUGUGGAAAGAGUUUCAUUCAAAUCUAGUGACUCGUAUUAAAAAUCAUUGUCCUGUGUCAAAGUGAGCAAAUGUUAUGUUCUGUUUUUAUCCUUUAAUGCCUCACCAGUGAGUCUCUGAUCAUUUUGUUGCAUAAAUCAAAGAGAUUUUCUGAGAUAUUAUUGAUCUGUUUCUCUGAAGUAUUAAAGUUGUAGUCUCUGUAUAUUGAUACAAAGGCACUUUAUCAGGCACUAACAGACUGUAAACAGUUCUUACCAUAAGAAUAUGAUCAGGACACUAUGUGACUUUAAGCUAAAAAAAGUUUUUUCAGAGUUUGCAUGUUUUGAUUAAUUAUUAAUUAGAGUGUAAUGUGUCGGAAGAGAGUUUUUCUGAAUGAGUGAGUGUGAGCACUUCUGAUUUAAUGGCUUUAAUGUUUCUUUUAUAAUGUUUGUUUUGUUUUUUUUGUUUGUUCAUUCCUACCAGCCUUCAUUGAGUGUUUAUGUCGUGUGUAUAUAAAAAUGGAUGUCUUUGCAUUUGA